AUGGCACCAUUGUCGGAUUUCGAGAAGCAGAGACAAGAGAAUAUACAGCGAAACAAGGACUUGCUCCGGCUGUUAAAUCUUGAUUCUAUCACAGAAUCAAUUUCUCGUGAGAUUCCAGCUAAAAAGCCGGUUGACGCGUCAAAAAGACGCAAGACUUCAACCAGAACUGCUGUCAAACGUGAGCCAGCAGAACCAUCAAGAAGAUCUAGAAGGUUGGCAGGUGUAAAAGUGGAGAACUCCAAAGAAUAUGCAAAGAUCCAGGCUGAAAUGGACGCCUUGGAGAAGAAAAAGAAAGAUAUUGAAAAAUUGAAACAAACGCGUCUCUUUGGAGAAUUCCAUCUUAAUGACUUGGUUACAGAUAGCAAGGGAGAACUCAAGAACGAGGGGAAAGUGAUAGGAAAGGCUGAGGAAGAGUCAGUUAAGCAGGAGGAUCUGAAUGAGAUCAUUAAAAAGGAAGAUCUGGAGGGAGAUUCUAUAGAACCAGCACUCUCAAUUCUUCGAGUAUUGGGAGAAAAGUUUUCAGCUGGUGAUUUCUACGACUUGAUAAGAGAAAAGGAGACUAAAAACGGUACUUCAGACUACUCUUUGGAAUCCAAACGGAAAGAAUUUGACAAAAUGUCUCUCUACAAGAAGAUUGACCCUUUGGAUAUAAAGGCAACCCACCAGAGAAUAUCAAGCAUAGCAUUCCACCCAGCUACCGAGGAUAGAUUAGUUGUGGCGGGUGAUACGGUUGGAGAUUUAGGUGUAUGGGCUGUGGAUGCUGAAACUGAAGGAGAUGAAGAUGAUGAAGCCACUGCAAACGUCACGAUUUUAAAACCUCAUGGAAAACUCAUCUCUAAAAUUGUAAUCCCUCCAAAUUCUCCUUCCCAGAUAUUAUCUGCAUCUUAUGAUGGGUCUGUACGAACCCUUGAUCUUAAUAAACUCGAGUCCUCUGAAUUAGCAUAUCUUCGGGAUCCAUAUGAAGAUGCAGAUUAUCCUUUAGGAGUGUCUGACAUUAAUCUUGCCUCUCCAAAUCUCUUGUACUUUACAACGCUUUCAGGGAACUUCUAUCAACAUGACACCAGAACCAAAUUUUCUUCUGUCAAAGAACUGGCGUUACUUAGACUUCACGAUAAGAAGAUUGGAUCCUUCUCAGUUAACCCAAACCUUCCUCAUCAAAUUGCCACAGCAUCACUUGACCGAACUCUUCGCGUUUGGGAUUUAAGAAAUGUAUCUGCUUCCAACGCUUCCUGGCUGGAAUACGAACUGCAGAGGUCACCACAUCUCUACGGAAGCUAUUCAAGUAGAUUAUCUGUAUCUUGUGUGGAUUGGAAUUCUCAAAAUCGGUUAGUUUGUAAUGGGUAUGAUGAUAAGAUAUGUGUUUUUGAUUUGACUAGUGGGAUUGCACCUGAAGAUUGGUCAGAUACCUACCAAAUCGGAGAAGCACCCAAAAGAAGUAGAAAGAAGACUGAAGUACCCACCACAUUAGAGGCAAACCUUGAACCAUUCACUACGAUUAAACAUAAUUGUCAAACUGGGAGAUGGGUAUCGAUUCUCAAGUCUAAAUGGCAAACAAACCCAGAAGAUGGAGUUCAGAAGUUUGCCAUUGCUAAUAUGAACCGGGGUAUCGAUGUCUAUGACCAACAGGGACAAAUCUUAGCACACUUGACAGAGGAUAAAGUUGGAGCUGUGCCCGCAGUAGUCACCAUGCAUCCACUGAAAAAUUGGUGUAUUGGUGGAAGUGCAAGUGGUAAGCUUUACUUCUUUGAAUAA
Molecule: messenger RNA, 1752 nt
Organism: [Candida] anglica
Lineage: Eukaryota; Fungi; Ascomycota; Pichiomycetes; Serinales; Debaryomycetaceae
Source: the annotation of a GenBank genome assembly